AUGUCUCAACCACUCGGCCCCUUCAAGCUCGUCACCGUCAACACGGCCCCCGAGCGCGCCUAUCGGCUCAUCGGCCGGGUUGUGGAGGAUGUCAAGGACAAGUACACCAUCAUCCACGCUGGCAAUGCAGAGAGCAUUGACAAAGUAAAAGAAACUGUCGAGGCAGCUCAGCCCAACGUCCUGUUCACUGCCUCCAUGUGGACCCCCGAGCAAGCAGCCGAGAUCAUCGCCAUCGCCAAAGAAAUCGUCCCAGACCUCAAGACUUUCUCCCUGCCUCAGGGGUUGCAGGUGGACAAGGGGCCUGACGCGGUGGUGAAGUACAUCAAGGAGAAUUUGCCUGGUUUGCUUGAGUAG
Podospora anserina S mat+ is the source of this 354-nucleotide messenger RNA. RefSeq lists its product as uncharacterized. NCBI's taxonomy places the organism in Eukaryota, Fungi, Ascomycota, Sordariomycetes, Sordariales, Podosporaceae. The transcript is spliced from 3 exons. The coding region runs from base 1 to 354 and encodes 117 amino acids. The record is from RefSeq and is a predicted model, not a curated record.